This is a messenger RNA of Stegostoma tigrinum, 1485 nucleotides long. It is a transcript of the gene med10, whose product is annotated as mediator complex subunit 10. The record is from RefSeq and is a predicted model, not a curated record. Gene Ontology annotation, molecular function: transcription coregulator activity. Gene Ontology annotation, cellular component: mediator complex; chromatin. Lineage: Eukaryota; Metazoa; Chordata; Chondrichthyes; Orectolobiformes; Stegostomatidae. The transcript has 4 exons. Gene Ontology annotation, biological process: positive regulation of transcription by RNA polymerase II. Bases 129 to 536 code for a protein of 135 amino acids.
GGGCAGUGAAGGGGGCGGAAGUGACUUCAGAGGACGAACUGCCCGACAUGGCGGUGUGAGGCGGAGUGUGCAGUUUGCGUUUCCUGCUCGAGAUUGGGACCUCUGCGGCCGUUUGUCUGCUCGCGGAGAUGGCGGAGAAAUUCGACAACUUGGAAGAGCAUCUGGAGAAAUUCAUCGAGAACAUUCGGCAACUUGGAAUCAUUGUCAGUGACUUCCAGCCCAGCAGCCAGGCGGGCCUGAACCAGAAACUAAAUUCUAUGGUUACGGGAUUGCAGGAUGUCGAUAAAUGUCGACAACAGCUGCAUGAUAUAAAUGUACCUCUGGAAGUAUUUGAGUAUAUUGAUCAAGGUCGGAAUCCUCAACUUUACACCAAAGAAUGUCUGGAGCGAGCCUUGGCCAAGAAUGAACAAGUCAAAGGGAAAAUUGACACAUUGAAGAAAUUCAAGGGACUUCUGAUUCACGAAUUGAGCAAAGUUUUUCCUGAAGAAAUGUCCAAAUACCGAGCUAUCCGAUGUGAAGAUCACCUGUCCACGUAGCUGGAUACAAUAAGUUUGAUUUGAUGGAAUGAAAUUGCUUCCUUUGUUCAGGAACUAACUGAAUGUGGACAACGUUUUACAGCCGGAGAUGUUCUUCCUUGAUGCUGAAAAGUAAUACACAAUUAGUUUCCUACACUAAAAUUGACUUAAAUGCCUGGAAGUGUGCAAAGGACUUUGCACUUCCUAGAUGCAUUAGUGUUUGGAUUAAAUGGGACUUAUUUAGUACAUGUCAGAUAAUGUGAAAGUAACAUUGGAUGGGAAGAUAAACUCAGCAAAAUUGAUUGAAGUACUUUUAUACCAGUACGUGUGAGAAAUUCACUUCGUAUAGUGCUAGUCAGUGCAACAAUUUUUGGAAUGAAAUAAGUUCUUUGCUACCACAAUGCUUAAACAGAUAUUUGGCUUAUCAUAUUUAUUACAAACGGCAAUUUUUGAAUGGCUUUAAAAGUGGCAAAUGAGGUCACUUCGGAAAAGCUACUGCAGAAAAGAAGGCUUUUUAGCUCAGAGUCCAUGAGUAUCCAUCCCAUACUGCGGUAACAAAUACUAAAGUUUUCCAUGACACUGACAGUGCAGAAUCGGUUAGUGAUGUUAAUUAUUUCUGAGAUCUCAUUCCCACAAUUUAACAGUUAAUAUCACAGUUUUCGUACAGAGCCAGUCAUUCCCAAUCAGUCUUUGUCAGUUCUGAUGAAGGGUCAUCGUCCUGAAAUGCUCAUUACUUCUCUGUCCUUCCAUGGAAAUGUUCACUCCUGAGAGUUUCUGGAAAAUUCUGUUUUGUUCUACAUCAGUUACGUUUUCUGGGAGCUCCACAUAUUGACUGUCCUGGGGGGUGGGGUGAGGUGAUGAGGGGAGAAAAGAUGAGGAAAUGUUAUUUUUCUGGUCCUUGAGGUUUGUGAAUUUUUGUGUCCUUAAGGCAGCUGUUCAUGGAAAUAAAAUUUGCUUUUUCCACAUUUAC